AUGGCGGAGGUGAGCAACAAGAGGGUGAUCCUGAAGCGCUACGUGACGGGGUUCCCCUCCGAGGAAGACAUGGAGCUCGUCCCCGCGACGGCGCGCCUGGCCGUGCCGCCGGGGUCGGCCGCCGUGGUGGUCAAGAACCUCUACCUCUCCUGCGACCCCUACCUGCGCAGCCGGAUGUCCGGGAACGACGAGCCCAGCCACGUGCCGGACUUCGUCCAGGGGGAGGUUUUAACUACUUUAGGCGUGAGCAAGGUGGUGGAAUCCGGGCACCAGGAUUACAAGCCCGGUGAUCUGGUGUGGGGAUUGACAGGAUGUGAAGAGUACACUUUGAUCACGGACCUGCAGUCACAUUUCAAGAUCAACCAUCCUGACUUGCCGCUUUCAUACUACACAGGAGUUCUUGGCAUGCCUGGCCUUACUGCCUAUGUUGGAUUUUUUGACGUGGCCAAGGCAAAGAAGGGCGACUAUGUCUUUGUGUCGGCAGCGUCAGGUGCCGUUGGACAGCUUGUCGGGCAGCUUGCCAAGAUCUCUGGCUGCUACGUGGUUGGUAGUGCCGGUUCUGAUGAGAAGGUCAACCUCCUAAAAACAAAGUUCGGGUUUGACGAUGCCUUCAACUACAAGAAGGAGCAGGACCUGGACGCCACACUGAAGAGGUGCUUCCCGGAGGGCAUCGACAUCUACUUCGAGAACGUGGGCGGCGCAAUGCUGGACGCGGUGCUUCUCAACAUGAGGAUGCACGGGCGGGUGUCGGUGUGCGGGAUGAUCUCGCAGUACAACCUGGAGCAGCGCGAGGGCGUGCGCAACCUCUUCUGCAUCAUCACCAAGCGCAUCCGCAUGGAGGGGUUCAUCGUGACGGAUCACUACGGCAGCUACAGAAAGUUCGAAGAGGAGAUGGCCGGCUACCUCAAGGAAGGGAAGAUCACCUACGUGGAGGACGUCGCCGAGGGCAUCGAGAGCUUCCCGGCGGCGCUCAUCGGGCUCUUCUACGGGCGCAACAUCGGAAAGCAGCUGGUGGCCGUCGCACGAGAGUGA
Triticum turgidum subsp. durum (durum wheat) is the source of this 1032-nucleotide messenger RNA. Lineage: Eukaryota; Viridiplantae; Streptophyta; Magnoliopsida; Poales; Poaceae. The record is from the annotation of a GenBank genome assembly.